Molecule: messenger RNA, 2264 nt
Organism: Acyrthosiphon pisum (pea aphid)
Lineage: Eukaryota; Metazoa; Arthropoda; Insecta; Hemiptera; Aphididae
Product: neprilysin-2-like
Exons: 8
Coding region: 2-1975 (657 amino acids)
Biological process (GO): protein processing
Cellular component (GO): plasma membrane
Molecular function (GO): metalloendopeptidase activity
Source: RefSeq, a predicted model, not a curated record
UAUGAACGUAUCAGUAAAUCCCUGUGAUGAUUUUUAUGAGUUCGCGUGUGGAAAUUUUAUCAAAUACACGAUUAUCGACGACGACAAACCGUUUCAGACGACAUUCAGCAUUGCUGGCGAUACGCUGUUGAACAAGCUCCGAAUAAUUGUCACCGAACCUAUCAAACCAGACGAACAGAGACCGAUCAAAAUGGCGAAAUUAAUGUUUAAAUCGUGCAUGGACAAAGAAAAAAUCGAAAGAGAUGGAUUGGAACCGUUUAAGAAAAUGUUGAAAAGCUUCGGUGGAUGGCCGGUGCUGGAAGGCGAUAAAUGGAGUUAUACUGAAUGCACGUGGAAGGACAUCGUGUACAAAAUUAGAGAGGCGGGUUACAGCGUGGACUACUUAAUUCGAUUUUCCAUCGGCAUAGAUUUGAAAAACUCCAUGAUGAGAGCUAUUGAACUGGACGAAGCGUCCUUGGCACUUAAGGGCACCGACGAAAAGUCUGUGGCCGGGUACUAUAGGUACAUGGUGGACAUCGCGGUGCUGUUCGGCGCUGAUCGGCACAGGGCCGUCAAGGAGCUGAGACAGUCGUUGGAGUUCGAGAUACGAUUGGCCAAGAUAUCGAUGACGGCGGAAGAGCGCCGGGACACCGCCAAGCUGUACAACCCAAUGAAACUUGCCGACCUGCAACAAAACUACCCGACCAUACCGUGGAAAGAGUACCUCAACAACCUGUUGUUCCCGCUGACCAUACAGCGAGACGACAUUAUAAUUGUAAACGCGCCGAAAUACCUGUCGGAACUCGAAAUCCUACUCUGCAGUACGCCCAAAAGGAUCUCCGCAAAUUACAUGAUUUGGAGAUUCGCCGCACAGUGCGUCAAUUUUCUGACUGAAGAAUUAAGGAAAAGAGAGUUGGAGUUCCUCACCGAGCAGAGCGGCAAGACUGAACGAGUGCCCAGAUGGAAGGAAUGCGUGGGUAUCAGUUCCGAUAGGUUUUCAUUGGCCAUCGGAUCGUUGUACGUAAGACAGUUUUUCGACGAAAGUGCCAAAAACGAAGCUUUGGAAAUGGUGGACGGUAUCAGGGAGGAAAUGAACAAAAUAUUAUCUACAAACGAUUGGAUGGACGACGAAACAAGGAGAAACGCGAUAGACAAAGCGAAUUCAAUGACCAGUCACGUUGCAUACCCCGACGAAUUAUUGGACGACUGCAAGUUGAAUGCCUUUUAUGAAAAUCUCGAAGUCAACGAUAAAGACUAUUUCACAUCCAUAAUGAAUUUUACUAAAUUCCUCACUCACUACAGCUUUUCGUCGUUAAGGCAACCAGUAAACAAAUCGGAUUGGAUUAAUCACAGUAAAACGGCAAUUAUAAAUGCCUUUUACAGUUAUGAUGAAAACAGUAUCCAGUUACCCGCCGGUAUCCUGCAAGGCGUGUUCUUCUCCAGCGAUCGUCCUCGGUACAUGAAUUACGGUGCCAUUGGGUUCGUGAUUGGUCACGAGAUCACCCACGGUUUCGAUGACCAAGGCAGAAAGUACGACAAGCAUGGUAACCUGGUCGACUGGUGGGCAAAGAAGACGAAGAAACGCUUCUUGGAGAAGGUGUCGUGCAUCAUCAAACAGUAUGGAAAUUAUACGGUUGAUGAGGUCGGACUCAAGCUGAACGGCUUCAACACGCAGGGCGAGAACAUCGCGGACAACGGUGGCUUGAAGCAGGCGUACAGCGCGUACAAAGCGUGGACCAGACGACACGGCGAAGAGCCCCGGCUGCCGGGGCUCCAGGACUACACACCGCAGCAGAUGUUCUGGUUGAGCGCCGCCAACGUGUGGUGCUCCAAGUACCGGCCGGAAGCGCUCAAGACCGACAUGGCCUCCAACUCCCACUCGCCCGACCGUUUCCGGGUCAUCGGCCCGUUCUCCAACCUGGAAGACUUCAGCGACGACUUCCGGUGUCCGCUGGGCUCCAACAUGAACCCGGUGAAGAAGUGCCGGGUGUGGUGAUCAUAUAUCAUACGAUACCCGCGCCCCCGGACCGCGAGAUAUUGUUAUUAUUAAUAUUUACUGUAAUAUUAUCGUUAUAUCUUUGUUAUUAUUAAUUUAUUAUUGUAAUUAUAAGUACCUGUGCAAAAUUAUGACAAUACCUAUAUUCUAAUAAUAUAAUAGGUACCCAAUGUGCAUUGAAAUAUAUCGAUGCGCGUGUAUGACUUAUAUUAGGUAGGUAUAAUCAGUGGUUGUAAGAACCGCUCAGACUGUAGUCCAAGUUAAGCAACCAAAUAAUGUUCACAUUAGA